Molecule: messenger RNA, 765 nt
Organism: Nannizzia gypsea CBS 118893
Lineage: Eukaryota; Fungi; Ascomycota; Eurotiomycetes; Onygenales; Arthrodermataceae
Product: RNA polymerase II transcription subunit 8 mediator
Exons: 2
Coding region: 1-765 (254 amino acids)
Biological process (GO): regulation of transcription by RNA polymerase II
Cellular component (GO): core mediator complex; mediator complex
Molecular function (GO): transcription coregulator activity; RNA polymerase II cis-regulatory region sequence-specific DNA binding
Source: RefSeq, a predicted model, not a curated record
AUGGCAUCUAUAAGUCAAGAGCAGCUAAAAAUCAUCGAGCAAACUCGACAAAGGCUGGUUAACUUGACCCAGUCAUUAGGCUCACUUGUCAACAAUAUCUCCCAGAGCCAGCCACUUCCAGCUUGGUCAUCACUUCAGUCACAAGCUACAAUAAUAUCGAAUAACCUGCUUACAAUCGCCCAGCUGCUUCAUGAGCAUCGCGAUCUAUUCACGUCUCUAGUCGUUUAUCCAACGCCCACCUUCCCCGGCAGGACAGAGUCCUCUAUGCUCAAUCAACUUAUGCGAACAAAACUAGAGCCACGGGUAGAAGAUUGGCUAGCGCACGGCCGAUCGGUAGGAAAAGAGGCUCUCGAGCUAUCCAGUGGUGACCAACAAAAGCUUACGAUUAGCAAUGCUUCAACUUUUGAAAGUGAUGCUAAUACACAGCGAUUAUCUCGAGAAGACUUGCAGGCUUUGUGGGAAUGGGCGCCGAUUGAAGCUAAUAUGGAAGCUAGAAGGAGAAAUUGGGGCGGCGACUAUACAAUCGAGGAGAAGGAAGCUGGGUUAAGCAAUGUGAUUACAGGAUUGACUAGGAAAUUAAACGAGAAUGUCGAGGGUGCGGCUGGACGAGAUUUUGACGAGUCCGAUGACGAGGACGAGGUGAUGGAGGGUACUGGGGAGGAGACCAAGCCUAGUGCUGCCCUCCUGACCAAGGAAUCUACUACCAUGCCUCUCGAUGAUUUCUUCCGAUAUAUGAUGACUGGCGCGGAGCCACUGCGACAUUGA